Messenger RNA from Arctia plantaginis, 3126 nucleotides. The record is from the annotation of a GenBank genome assembly. NCBI's taxonomy places the organism in Eukaryota, Metazoa, Arthropoda, Insecta, Lepidoptera, Erebidae.
AUGGCGUCUAAGGAGUCUCUGGACCAUGGCCGUACCGACUCGUACCGCGUCGCCACCAUCGGCCCCAUUAAAGACGAUAAUAGAACUGCUGACGGACAGUACAAGACACGCCGGAAACCCCCCGCGAAGAAACGGAAAGCAGGAGAUUUAGAUGAUCUAAAACAAGAGUUGGAUAUUGAUUACCAUAAAGUUACACCAGAAGAGCUAUACCAAAGAUUUCAGACACACCCAGAAAAUGGCCUUAGUCACGCAAAAGCGAAAGAAAACCUUGAAAGAGACGGUCCAAAUGCACUCACUCCGCCAAAACAGACGCCCGAAUGGGUGAAGUUUUGUAAAAAUCUGUUCGGUGGUUUCGCGUUAUUAUUGUGGAUUGGUGCUAUUCUAUGCUUUAUUGCCUAUGGAAUUCAGGCUAGUACCGUAGAAGAACCAGCGGAUGACAAUCUUUACCUCGGCAUUGUACUGGCAGCUGUCGUUAUCGUGACGGGUAUCUUCUCGUACUAUCAGGAAAGCAAGUCAUCGAAGAUUAUGGAAUCCUUUAAGAACAUGGUGCCACAAUUCGCUACCGUCAUCCGCGAGGGUGAGAAGUUAACGCUGCGCGCUGAGGAUCUGGUACUCGGAGAUAUUGUAGAGGUGAAAUUCGGUGAUCGUAUUCCUGCUGAUAUCCGAAUCAUCGAAGCGCGAGGCUUCAAGGUAGACAACUCAAGUUUAACCGGAGAAUCAGAGCCCCAAUCGCGAGGAGCCGAUUUCACCAAUGAAAACCCUCUGGAAACCAAAAACUUGGCAUUCUUCUCUACUAACGCGGUUGAAGGAACGGCGAAGGGCAUUGUCAUCUGCUGCGGAGACAACACGGUGAUGGGUCGUAUUGCUGGCUUGGCCUCUGGAUUGGACACCGGCGAAACCCCUAUCGCUAAAGAAAUUCACCAUUUCAUCCAAUUGAUUACUGGCGUGGCUGUGUUCCUUGGUGUCACCUUCUUCGUCAUUGCAUUUAUCCUCGGAUACCAUUGGCUAGACGCAGUCAUUUUUCUUAUUGGUAUCAUCGUCGCCAAUGUACCCGAAGGUUUACUGGCUACUGUAACCGUAUGUUUGACCUUAACGGCUAAGCGGAUGGCCUCAAAGAACUGCCUGGUCAAGAAUCUAGAGGCUGUGGAGACCCUCGGCUCUACUUCUACCAUUUGCUCUGACAAGACUGGAACUCUGACACAAAAUAGAAUGACCGUCGCUCACAUGUGGUUCGAUAAUCAGAUUAUUGAAGCUGACACUACUGAAGAUCAGUCCGGUGUUCAAUAUGACCGUACUAGCCCCGGAUUCAAAGCUCUGGCCAAGAUCGCUACUCUUUGCAACCGCGCUGAAUUCAAGGGUGGUCAGGAUGGGGUACCAAUACUGAAGAAGGAAGUAGCUGGUGACGCUUCCGAAGCUGCUCUGCUCAAAUGUAUGGAACUAGCUCUUGGUGAUGUCCUAUCGAUCAGAAAGCGCAACAAGAAGGCAUGCGAGAUUCCCUUCAACUCGACCAACAAAUAUCAGGUCUCGAUUCACGAAAGCGACGAUCCUAGUGACCCCCGUCAUUUGCUCGUCAUGAAGGGUGCUCCUGAAAGGAUUUUGGAACGCUGCAGCACAAUUUUCAUUGGUGGCAAGGAAAAGGUUUUGGACGAGGAAAUGAAGGAAGCCUUCAACAAUGCUUACUUGGAACUUGGAGGUCUAGGUGAACGUGUGCUCGGUUUUUGUGAUCUGCAACUUCCAUCUGACAAGUACCCUAUUGGCUACAAGUUCAACACUGAUGACCCUAACUUCCCAUUGGACAACCUUCGCUUUGUAGGCCUGAUGAGUAUGAUUGAUCCUCCUCGCGCUGCUGUCCCUGAUGCCGUUGCCAAGUGCCGAUCUGCUGGUAUCAAGGUUAUCAUGGUGACUGGUGAUCACCCUAUCACUGCCAAGGCUAUUGCGAAGUCUGUAGGUAUCAUCUCUGAAGGCAACGAGACUGUUGAGGAUAUUGCUGCUCGUCUGAACAUUCCUGUAUCUGAAGUAAAUCCACGUGAAGCAAAGGCGGCUGUUGUCCACGGCACUGAGUUGAGAGAGCUGAAUUCCGAUCAACUUGAUGAAAUUUUGAAGUUCCACACUGAAAUCGUGUUUGCCCGGACCUCACCGCAACAGAAGCUGAUCAUCGUAGAAGGUUGCCAGCGUCUCGGUGCAAUUGUGGCUGUGACCGGUGAUGGUGUAAAUGACUCGCCCGCCCUGAAGAAGGCUGACAUUGGCGUUGCUAUGGGUAUCGCUGGAUCUGAUGUGUCUAAACAAGCUGCCGACAUGAUCCUGCUUGAUGACAACUUCGCGUCAAUAGUAACUGGUGUAGAGGAGGGUCGUUUAAUCUUCGACAACUUGAAGAAAUCAAUUGCGUAUACCCUAACCUCCAACAUUCCCGAAAUCUCGCCUUUCCUUGCUUUCAUCUUAUGCGACAUCCCAUUGCCACUGGGCACCGUAACUAUCCUAUGCAUCGAUCUUGGAACUGACAUGGUGCCAGCUAUAUCGUUGGCGUACGAGGCGCCCGAGUCCGAUAUCAUGAAGCGGCAGCCGCGGGACCCUUACCGCGACAACCUCGUCAACAGAAGGCUUAUUUCGAUGGCGUAUGGUCAGAUCGGUAUGAUCCAAGCCGCCGCUGGUUUCUUCGUGUACUUCGUGAUUAUGGCUGAAAAUGGCUUCUUGCCACUAACACUCUUCGGCAUCAGAAAGAUGUGGGACUCCAAGGCUAUCAACGAUUUGACCGACUCCUAUGGACAGGAAUGGACUUACCGUGACCGUAAAGCUCUGGAGUUCACCUGUCACACUGCUUUCUUCGUUUCGAUCGUCGUAGUACAAUGGGCUGAUCUGAUCAUUUGCAAGACCCGUCGUAAUUCCAUCGUCCACCAGGGCAUGCGCAACUGGGCUCUCAACUUUGGUAUUAUCUUCGAAACGGCGCUUGCUGCAUUCCUCUCGUACACCCCUGGAAUGGAUAAGGGAUUAAGGAUGUACCCGCUCAAGUUUGUGUGGUGGUUGCCCGCCAUUCCAUUCAUGCUGUCGAUCUUCAUCUACGACGAGAUCCGGCGCUUCUAUCUCCGCCGCAACCCCGGCGGCUGGCUCGAACAAGAGACUUACUACUAA